UUGGUUCCCAAGCCCCUUCCUAACGCCCGCGUAUCUGACUCAUCAUAUCCACCGCCUCGUCUUCGCUCUUCACGCUCCUCGCCCCAGCUAUCUGAUCUUGGUCAGGCUUCAGAAUUUUCAGACUUUCAAACAUUUUCAAAGGUAAUGCCAUCUUCAUCUUCGAUCUCGUCUGACACCAUGGGCUUAAAGUCCUCUUCUGUCCAGCCAUCCGUGAUCUGCUCACCAUCACCUCCUUUUGAAAGUCUCGUUUCAACUAGCCCUUAUUUCUCCUCGCUCAAGGUUUCUGAGCCCACUUGCAUUGUAGGUUCAGAGCAAGUGUUAAAACCUGAAAGCUCAUCUAAUUCACUAGUUGGUGACUCAUCUUCCCCUCACCCAGAUACGGCUGAUAAAGCCACCCCGCCAACGCGACACAGUCUAGCUCUACGGCAGGCUUUGUGCCUUUUAGCCUCUGCUUCCCGUGCUGGUAUAGAAUCUGCCUCACUUACGCCGCAAAAAAUGACCCCAAAGUCUCUUCCAUCGACACCAUCAUCACUCUCCUCGUCAGUAUCGACGGUAUUAACCUCUACAAAGGCCACAACUUCUGUUACCAUGACAUUAAUUACACCCACCACUUCUCCAAAGUCAGCGUUCUUGCUUGAUCGGAGCUCUCUACACAAACGUAUUCUGCUUCCUCGAGUCGAUUCACCUGCCAGUCCACAACACUCUUCUAGAUCAAACGUACAAUCUCCCACUAGUUCAACUCCUAUAGAACUGGGUUGCAUCGAUCGUUCGAGUUUAAUGGAGCCAAAAUCUACGUCAUUAUCCGUUUCUUCCCCUCCUUUAACUCUGGCCAACUCUCACUCUUGUUCCGUAAUCAGCCAUCUCCCUCUAACAGCUGGGUCCGUUGCUCAUGUGGAUUUACCGUCUAAUAGUGGCUUGUCACAACAACACCCUCAACUGGAACCACAGCCUGCGCAAUUAGAGCAACUUCAACAAUCGCUUUCAUCUCCUCCGCCUCUACUGAUAUUGCCAUUGAAGCUUCUGGCUCGUCACCAUUCCCUGUCCACUCAAUCAUUGGCUUUUCAAACCAGGGAGUUACUUGCACAUCUUGGCGUAGAUCAUCAACUGUUUGAUAAGGCUAUUUUAGAUAUGUGCCAUUUUGGCGAGUUUAUCGGGGCGCAAUCACAUAUGCGUGUUUACAUUGCUCCGUCCACCUCAGAAUUUGCUGAUCCGAUUCUGACCUGA
Molecule: messenger RNA, 1224 nt
Organism: Protopolystoma xenopodis
Lineage: Eukaryota; Metazoa; Platyhelminthes; Monogenea; Polystomatidea; Polystomatidae
Source: the annotation of a GenBank genome assembly